This is a messenger RNA of Gossypium raimondii (Peruvian cotton), 1690 nucleotides long. RefSeq names its product protein PSK SIMULATOR 1. Bases 158 to 1513 code for a protein of 451 amino acids. NCBI's taxonomy places the organism in Eukaryota, Viridiplantae, Streptophyta, Magnoliopsida, Malvales, Malvaceae. The record is from RefSeq and is a predicted model, not a curated record. Gene Ontology annotation, biological process: positive regulation of growth. The transcript has a single exon.
GGGCUCAAUCAACAUCCCACGAGCUUCAAAUCUGCAAAAAUUUUCAACUCCUCCCAUUUCACUCACUAUCCCUUUACCUCUGCAAACUUCCACUCUUCAAUUAUUUCUCUUUGCAUUCCAUUUGUUUCAGUGGAUCCAUUCCUAUCUUCUUUGCCUCAUGGCUCUUGAAACAUGGCUCAUAAAACUCAAAAAAACCAUAUCCAACACCCUUGAUACUGCAAGAUCUUCAAAUCAUAAAGCCAACGUUGGGGUUUUAUCCUUUGAAAUCGCUGGACUUAUGUCAAAGCUUCUACAGCUCUGGAAUUGUCUUUCAGAUAAGACCAUAAUUCGUCUUCGUGAUGAAUCUUUAUCUCUCGAAGGAGUGCACAAGAUUGUUUCUAACGAUGAGUCUUUCCUGUUAGGGUUGGCGUGUGCUGAAAUGGCUGAAAAUAUAAGGGUAGUAGCAAAAUCCAUUUCCAGGAUAAGCAAAAGGUGCCAAGACUCGGAUCUUCAAGGUUUCGAUGGGUGGUUCGAUGAGUUCGCUAACUCAGGUCAUGAUAGACAUGGCUGGGUUCUGAGUUCUAAAGAUAUGGAAGCUAAAAGAAAGAAGAUGGACAAGUACGUCACCAUUACGGCAACUUUGUAUAAAGAAAUGGAGGAGUUAUCUACAAUUGAGAACUGCUUGAGAAAGUGUAAAGAAUAUAAACCAUCUUCAAUCAAAGAACAAAAGAUUGUUGAUCUGCAAACAAAGCUUUUUUGGCAAAGACAAGAAGUUAAGUAUUUGAAAGAGAGAUGUUUAUGGAACAAAAGCUUUGACAUGGUUGUUUCCAUACUUGUGAGAUCGAUUUUCACUAUUUUAGCAAGGUUGAAGCUUGUUUUCUUCGGGUUUGAGUUUGGGUAUCCUUCUUGUUUACCACGAAGUCUCUCAGCUUCUGCAACUGUCCAUCCAACUCAAAACCCCGACACUUUUCACUUUGUAUCAGGUCCAUUGAAGACUUCUUCGAAGCCGGCGGUAAGUUUUUUCGAGUCGAACUUGAAGCUUUUAAAGCCUCCAUCAAGUACGUUAGGGGCCGCGGCUUUAGCUCUACACUAUGCGAAUUUGAUUAUCAUUAUGGAGAAGAUGAUCAAGUCACCACAAUUAGUAGGCGUUGAUGCAAGAGACGAUCUUUAUUCCAUGCUUCCUAGCAGUAUUAGAUCGUGUUUAAGGGGUAGAUUAAAAGGAAUAGGGUUGUCAUCAGCGAGUGAUCCAGUCCUUGCUGGAGAAUGGAGAACAGCUGUGAGAAGCAUAUUGGGUUGGUUAUCGCCAUUGGCACACAACAUGAUCAAAUGGCAAAGUGAAAGGAGCUUUGAGCACCAGAAUUUGUUUCCCAAAACAAAUGUUAUUCUUCUUUUCCAAACUCUUUUCUUUGCGAAUAAAGAAAAGACCGAAGCAGCUAUCACUGAGCUGCUUGUGGGGUUGAAUUAUAUUUGGAGAUUCGAAAGGGAAAUGACUGCAAAAGCCUUGUUCCACUGCACCAACUUUAAUGGCCUUUAAUUUUGUUUUCUGCAACUUCUAUACUACCAUCAUGUUUUUUUGUUUCAGAUUGAACUGAGUUUCAGAUCUGUCAAGGUUUUGUUUUCAAUUCUAAUCCCUUAUUUGUAUAUGGUAUGGCAUAGAUGUAUGUAAACGAUAUGAACUGAGUAAAAUCUCAAAGACUUGAAAUUUCAUGCA